CGUCCACCGCGUCGCCGCACAUUAUGCUCCAGCCCUUUUGAAUCGUCACCGCGAUAGUCCCGAGAAAUGGCGGUACCAGUUGCGCGUAUGCGACUCACCGUCGAAGUACUCCCACUUGAGGCAGCGAACGCCCAUGGGCCCUACCGAGCGCAGGCUAUCGCCGCAUUUAAAGGACGCAAGUUUGCCCUGCCCGUGCAAUUAGAGGAUACCUUCGAACGAGUAUGGGGCCAAAUCGAGCAGCGAUACAAGACGAACUAUCUCGACGCCCAACAGGCUGCGGCAUUCACCAUCAAGAAGCUUCAAGAUGCCUACGAUUGCGAUCUCGACUUGGGCGACACGGUCAGCUCCAUUUUCGAGGGCGAGCCGGAUCCCACAAUGCGCAUGAUCAAGGUCGUACCUUCCUUCAUCAACCGCGACUUUUCGGUGCCCGUUACGUCAAAUCUGCGUCCCGGUUACGCCCAGAAACGAGUACGGGAAAUCAAUGAGGAGCUUGCAAACAAAAGAAGAAGAGUGGAGCAGCAGCAGCUGGGGGAUAUACAGGAGGUUGAUCCUUCGCGCGACCAGCCCAUGCCGACCACCGAGUCGGAGCGCAGUGGUGACGACGGUGCGGAACAAAGUGGACAUCGCUCGAGGUCGCGAACAGGAACAUCACUGGUUGUUGUGAAGGACACUCACACAGGGCAUGCUGAGUUUGGACCAGGUAUCAAGGAAGAGUCGCCGGAACUAGGUCUUCCUAUUACCCAGAAAGCUCCCAGCACUGCGUCGGUAGAAACCACCUUCACGAAGCCGCCAGUGCCCAUUUCGAAGAAAUCGCCCCGCAAACGAAAAUCAGCCAAGUCGCGAUCGCGAACGCCUCGCGUGCCCCCUGUGAUGAUUCCUGAGGAACAGGUCGAGAAUGGGGUGCCGGAACUUGAUGACGCUGCCACACAAAAUGUGCCCGUACAGGGAAAAGUCGCACAGAAUACGCACAGAAUCACAGCGUCGCCUAAACUAGGCUCUCCUGAGACAGCUCUACACCCAUCCCCGAAGCCCAUUCCUGGACCUUCACAAGAAACCCCAUCUUCUGCAGCGGUAAAGCGUAAAGAUGUAUACGAUGUACCAAGUUCACCAGAAUUCCUGAAAAACAAAUCGAAGCCCAAGUCAAAGCAGACGUACGCUAAAUCCCCACGCGCUGCGAAUACCAUUCAAAAAGAAAACGGUGUUCAAACACCUGAGAGAACUCCAUUGGCGAAACCAGCUCGACCAGGCAGCCUCAAGAAGCCUUCCAGGAAUGCACAUCUUGAGCAGCCAAAUGGUAAUAGCAGCAGGACGAGAAUCGCUUCUCCAGCUCCAGUGUUAGUACCUAAGCGACGCGGGCGCUCAGCGAAAAGUACCCUUAACAACUCUUCGCAAACCCCAGACGCAACACCAGUGGUCGAACCCGCCACAAAACAGGAAGCAGUCCAGUUUGUUUCUCAAUCAACCUCCAGCAAGUCGAGCUCUACGAGUGCUGCUAACUCGACAAGAUCGUCACCUGCUAUCACACGCCGACCAGCGCGUUUCCUCAGCCACUCGCCCACUCCGGAGGCAUCAGAUAGUGGUGAUGAGUCUGACGGAAUAUCGGCAGCAGCAUCGAAGGCUACAACGCCUCCACUGCCAGAGGAAAAUAGUAACGAAAUUGAAAGCGAUUCUUCAUCAGACAGCGAUGAAUCUGGCGCUGAAGACGAGGACAUAGAGAUGCCAGACGUCCCAGCGCAGGCCGAACCGCAGUUUACAGCGGUGGACGAAAGCGCCGUGCCCUCCUCCCCACCCCGUCUCGCGAUUGUUCCAAAUUCGACGCCGUUGGUCCCAGAAACCAGCCAACCCACCACCUCGCAACUCAAUCCAUCCACUAUUCGUAGAACGCCUGUUCCUCUUCCCCCUCCAUCACAACUACGUUCGUCACAAUCUGUUUCUGUACAUGCUGCAGCCCGGCGACCCGCCACACGCUAUGCUGGCUUUAGAACGCUAAGGGAACAACUCGCGGACGCACAAAAAACGCCUACGGCCACGCAGACUAAGGCGUAUGAUCCGAGAACGAUGAGUUUGGGAAAGUUGGCUGCUAAGGCGAAGGGGAGGAGCAAAGGAUUUGUAGGAGUAGGAAAUAAUGACGGGAGUAGUGAGGAGGAUAGUAGUAGUAGCAGCAGUGAUAGCGACUAG
Messenger RNA from Cucurbitaria berberidis CBS 394.84, 2178 nucleotides. RefSeq lists its product as uncharacterized. Bases 67 to 2178 code for a protein of 703 amino acids. The record is from RefSeq and is a predicted model, not a curated record. NCBI's taxonomy places the organism in Eukaryota, Fungi, Ascomycota, Dothideomycetes, Pleosporales, Cucurbitariaceae. The transcript is spliced from 5 exons.